Anthonomus grandis grandis is the source of this 2188-nucleotide messenger RNA. It is a transcript of the gene TTLL12, whose product is annotated as tubulin--tyrosine ligase-like protein 12. Gene Ontology annotation, biological process: protein modification process. The record is from RefSeq and is a predicted model, not a curated record. The transcript has a single exon. The coding region runs from base 57 to 1847 and encodes 596 amino acids. Lineage: Eukaryota; Metazoa; Arthropoda; Insecta; Coleoptera; Curculionidae.
UGCCAACUUUCAAAAUUUGUAACCUCAAAACAUUGUUACAAAAAGAAAAAUUAACAAUGGGGCACACCACACCAAUAGAAACUUUCCUUAAACAACACGAAAACCAGCUGUUAGCGUCGGGAGUACCGGAAAUCUACUGGGAACCCCUCUACAAAAAACUACUGACCCAAACCCUAGAUGCUGGCAAAGCCUUUCAAUUGCUUAAAAUUGAAUAUGACGAGCCGCGGUUGCCCCACGACCCCCUGUGGGGCUUGCAAGCCAUUAAAGAUUUAGAUAAGAACGACUCGGACAAUAUUUACUUAAUAGAUCACGCGUGGACAUAUAAAAUUCAAGAUGCCCGACAGCAUUUACAGUAUGACCAGUUGCGGUUUCGAAUGGCGGCGAUUUUGGGACUGGAUGAGACUCUGCCGACUGAAGAACUUAUAGAUCAAAUAUUUGAGAAUAUGUGGACAGUGAAUUGUACUUACACAAUAAGAAGUAUUGAAAAUUCUGAACAAAAUCCUAUGUGGUAUAUUAUGGAUGAAAUUGGUUGUGCUGUGAGGCACAGUGAUGUCCCAAAUUGUCGAAUAGUGCCUUUUGUUUAUGCGAAUGAGGGGCUGUUUUCAUUGCUUUUCCUUCAGGAAAAUAUGGAUGAAGGAGACUUCGCCUCAAGGGAUUUUGCAGAAUGUAUUACUGAUCCUAUAGUUCGAAAUGCUGCCUUAUUACCGUGGGUGCCUAAUUCCUUUGAGGAUGUUGAUAUUAAGCCACAAAUUGCUGGUGAAGAAUAUUUUCUUAGUGGGCAUAUACCUGAACAGUUACCUAAUUUGGAAAAUUUUACACAACCAAUACUAAGUAAGGAGAAAUACCUUUGUUAUGCCCAAUACAGUUUGGUGAGGAAAUACCUGACAGACCCCAGGUUUGAAUUAACGGACAGUGAAGAAGAAGCAGACAUUUUAUGGUACAUUGAGCACUUUAGGGAUUUUAAAACCCUCAGUCAAACACCUGGAAAGUUUACCAAUCAGUUUCCUUAUGAAUAUGUUAUCACUGUGAAAGACUUAUUAUGUAUGACAUGUCGUAGAUACAAAAAUAACAUGGAAACCCCCAAAUGGUUCCCAGUUACUUAUAAUUUGGUAAAUGAAGUGGGCAACUUUGUAAGCUAUUUUAAAAAGUGUGAAAAGGAAGGUAAAGACAACUACUGGAUAGUAAAACCUUAUAACCUUGCAAGAGGCAUGGAUAUUCAUAUUACAAAUAAUUUGAACUAUAUCAUGAGGCUCCCUGCCACUGGACCCAAAAUUGCCCAAAAGUAUCUCACAAACCCUGUACUGUUUUACAGAAGUGAAUGUGCAGGAAAAGUCAAAUUUGAUCUCAGAUAUGUGAUACUCCUAAAAAAGGUAAAACCUCUGGAAAUUUAUGUUUACAAAAGCUUCUUUUUAAGGUUUGCCAAUAAGCCGUUUGAACUCAAUCACUUUGAUGAUUACGAAAAGCACUUUACUGUAAUGAACUACACCGAAAAUGUGGUUUUAAAGCAUUUGAAAUGUGAAGACUUUAAACUGGAGUGGCAACAGCAAUAUGAAAAUCACAACUGGAACAUGGUGGAGGAAAAAAUUCUCACUAUGAUUAAGGAAAUCUUGGAGUGUGCUACCAUGGCACCACCUCCAUGUGGCAUAGCAGAAAGUCCACAGUCUAGAGCCCUAUAUGCAGCAGAUUUGAUGCUUGAUUGGGAUAAUGGGGAGAUGCAACCAAAGAUUCUGGAAAUUAAUUUUAUGCCCGAUUGUGAACGAGCUUGUAAUUAUUAUCCUGAAUUUUAUAAUGAUAUUUUUAAGUUGUUGUUUUUGGAUGAGGAAAGUGACCAGUUUUUCAAGUUGUAAGUGAUACGAAAAUGAAAAUUAUAUUUUGUUCUGCUGUUACAAAUUUGAGAGUCACAAUUGGGAUCUUGGAAAAUGUAGGGAAAGCAAAGAUGUUAUAUUAGGACAAAGGUGGCCAUUUUUGUGGUUAAUAAAAAACUCAUCACAGAUUUCUGGCAAUUAAUGGUAACUACAAAUAUGUACAACUUUGCCCUCAAAAUAAUUUGUUACAUAUUUAUUUCUGUCUUCAAUAUUUUGUUAUAUUUUCAGUAACAAUGUAUCAUAUAUUAUGCAAUUUUCUAUUUUUAAUAAUUGUCAAAACUGAAAAACAAUAUACAUAAUUAUAAUUGUUUAUCCGCUAAUGA